Messenger RNA from Helobdella robusta, 339 nucleotides. RefSeq lists its product as hypothetical. NCBI's taxonomy places the organism in Eukaryota, Metazoa, Annelida, Clitellata, Rhynchobdellida, Glossiphoniidae. Bases 1 to 339 code for a protein of 112 amino acids. The record is from RefSeq and is a predicted model, not a curated record. The transcript is spliced from 2 exons.
AUGGAGGAGUUAAUGAAGGUGCAAAUCACGUCUUUUUUGAGUGUCUCCGUUUCAAAACUCUUGAGCAUACUUGGAAACUGUUCUCCAACAGAAAAUUCAGCCAUAGGACAUAGCGAGAGCCAUACUUUCAUCAAAAAUUGGUUGGGAUGCUGGCCAGCGGGGGAACAUAGGGCCUGCCAGAUGUCGAGGAGUUCGAAAGGGAAUGCCCUGAGAGAUGCGCUAAUCAUUUUCCACAAGCCUGAGGAAGUCUCUAGAGCGGUAAAAGAGUACCAAGGCUGGAAGCUGGAGAGGUUGAUCUCUGUGGCAUCCAUCGAAAAUGACCUCACCAUUAGAAGAUAA